[Torrubiella] hemipterigena is the source of this 4005-nucleotide messenger RNA. Lineage: Eukaryota; Fungi; Ascomycota; Sordariomycetes; Hypocreales; Clavicipitaceae. The record is from the annotation of a GenBank genome assembly.
ACCGUUCAGCCGCCGGCCGGCCAUCGGUCUUGGUGGGGCGGGCUGGGCUCCUUGCGUUUGGCCCGACAGCUGCCACGGGGGGGACUUCACGACGCCAACCAGCUUUCCUUGUUUUCCGACCUUCGUUUCCUCUUCCUUUUUACACCAUCUUCUCCCCCUUUCUAUAGUUUUUGGGUCCAAAACUUUUGGAUUUGAGGACCUGCUGCCGAUAUUCAGCGUCUUCAUCUCUUCUAAACACUGCAAGCAUAGAUCCCACCUGCCCCGUCUACAACCCCUCCGUUGCUGCACAAAACCACCUACGUGAACAGCUGUGUGUGAAGCACAGCGAGCCUCAUAGCGGCCACAAUGCCGAAGCCCAACCCAAAUGGCCCCAAGCUGCCUAUAAAGCAGCUUGCAAUCCUAGGUGAGAAAAUGAAGGAUGAGAACAAUGCAAACGCGGUGUACUUGCCACAGUAUCGGGUUGUGUCUCGCUAACGGCCAUUCCUUUGCUAGCUGUUGCUCGAUUCGCCGAACCCCUCGCAUAUACAUCCAUCUUUCCAUAUCUACCGGAAAUGAUUAAAGAUUUUGGCAUCCACCAGGACGAUGUUGGCAAAUGGGCGGGAAUCAUUUCUGCUGCCUUUUCCUUCUCUCAGAGUGCCACUGGUGUGCCUUGGGGAUACGUUUCUGACCGCUUGGGCCGAAAACCUAUCCUCAUUACAGGCCUUUGUAUUAACAUGGUGUGUUUUGUAGCAUGGGGUAUGGCUACCAGCCUUACCAUGGCUAUUAUCGUUCGCUGCAUUCAAGGUGCCAGCGCCGGCAACGUUGGUAUUAUUCGCACCAUGGUAGCAGAAAUGGUGCCGCAGAAAGAGCUUCAGCCUAUCGCCUUUUCCUUGAUGCCCAUAAUAUGGUCUCUUGGUUCGGUUGUCGGCCCUGCCUUUGGCGGCUUCUUUGCCAGGCCAGCUGAACAGUUCCCAGACAUCUUUGGCAAUAUUCAGUUUUUCAAAACGUUCCCAUACGCUUUGCCUAACCUUCUUGCCAUGGUUAUGUUCACGAUUUCUGUCACCUCCGCAACCCUCUUCCUCAAGGAAACUCUUGCUGAGAAGAGAGGAGCCAAGGAUUGGGGACUUCUGGUUGGACAAAAACUUACAAAUGCAUUUUCUCGCAAACGAACUUCCAACAGAAGACGAUCCUUUGUCGAUGGGGAGGCUACUGCCCCCCUCGUGCCGACACGCCCACUUCCCCGCGGUGCUAAAGGAGGCAUGCCUUCGAACGCCGACGUCUUUAAUCGACAAACUGUUAUUAACCUCGUUUCAUAUUCAAUCCUCGCAUUCCAUUCCGUAGCUUACGACCAAAACGUCAAUGUCCUGAUGGACUACGAAGUCAAAGAUCCGUCAGAGUUCAAGCUGCCCUUCUACUUUGACACCGGAUUUGGGAUGGACUCGGGUCAAAUUGGUACAGUCUUUGCAAUUUAUGGAAUUGCCUGCAGUCUGAUCCAAUUUAUCCUGUAUCCUCCUUUGGUCGCUCGAUUUGGAGUGUUGCGUUGCUUCCGUAUCUGCUGCAUGAUUCUACCGUUUGUUUACAUGAUUACGCCGUACACAGCCCUAUUUCCCACCGAGCGUGGUCGUGUGGCCGCCAUCAUUGUUGUCAUGGUUUUCAAGGCAUUUGGCAUUAUUGUCGCCUUCCCGUCUACUACCAUCCUCCUGACCAACUCGUGCAGCUCCCUUAAGGUACUAGGAACCCUUAACGGAUAUGCUACAAUGUUUAGUGGCAUUGCACGAGGUUUAGGACCGGCUACAACAGGUCUCAUCUUUACUUGGGGGGCGAAAAGAGGCUACGUCGUCCUCCCGUACUAUUAUCUUGCUCUGUUUGCGGCGACUGGUGCCUUUGUCAGCUUUAUGAUCGAAGAUGAGAACAAUCUGGCUACGGCUAGUGAUGAAAGUGACAGUGAUGCUGUGGAUGACAGCGCGACCCUGUUGCAAGACGAAUCUGCUGUUGCAUCGGAGAGUGAGGAUGAAGAUGAUUCGACUAAACCUCUUCUGAACAGAAAACAGCCCAAUACGCAGUAUCAAGCCAUCAGUGGUACCUCAAAGUGACGGCGUCGGUAGACUGCCAUACCAUGCACUUGUUUUAUGAAUGAAGUAGGCGUUUGAGCAUUGUCAUCGUUGAUUAAGUUGAACAUCGCACCAUGAUUUAUGAUUAGAAUGUAAAAUGCAUAUGGAUUUUAGUAAAUCAUAGUUUUAACAUUGAAUUUGAAAUUACAUGAUCUUGAUGGUCCAUUCUCCGGGACCUAUCGGCUAAACUGCCGUGAUGCAUCGCUGCUAAAACCCUGUAAUUGACAAAGGAAUAGAUGUUUGUGAGCUGUAGUUUACCAUCGCCGCCACUCGUGAUCUGGGCUAUGCUGUGAGUUAUAGUCCCAAUAUUUGCGUGUAUGUGAUUCUUGAGAGUGUUGGUGGACUUGCCGUGCUGGAGUAUUAUCAAUACGAAAGUAGUCCAAGUCGGCCUUCAUGUCUCCUAGUCGCAAGUAUUGUUGCCCAAUCCAGUCAUCAAGAAUCUGGGCGAUUUGGCGGAAGCCUUCUGUGUGUCCUCCCCCAUUGCUGGCCUUGAGACCACACAUGACGUACAGAAAGCUAUGUAUCAUUUCGUGUAAAAACGUGGCGAUGAGGAGAUGGCGAUUGUAUUGGGGGUCACGGAGCACUGGUGAUGACAAAACCAUUAGCGUCUCCCAACCGUUAAAGUCUCUACACCGGCGUAGGGCAGUUGUGCCGACGAUUUCGUUUUCAAAUUGCGGACUUGACGGAUCACUCCAGUCCCAGCUGACACGGCGAGACAGCUUAUUUGCAAAGAAUAGCUCGUUUGCAGCUGAGAAUAGACUUUGGAGCGCAUCGUCAUCGAGAGGGAAAAGAUCAUUUGUAAUUUGGCCACCGGACAUGCCUGCCGUUAAGGACGACCCAUAGCGUGGAUUAAUCAGAGCGCGUAGAAUUCUGGCAUGCUUGGAAUUUGCAUUUCGCCGCUGGGAUGCAAUGACAUGGUCCCUAACCACACUUGCAGCUUCCAAAUCUCCAAUUAUACGCCCUUCUCUCUUGUCGCGUUCUUCGUAGCUAGCAAGAGAAGAUGCUGGAGCUGAUGUAAUGGGGACACCGGAUUCAGUGCUUUCCAUCAAAGCACAACAAUGUGUGGUGUCUUGGUCGGGCUCGGUAGGAGAAUAGUCGUGGGAUCGAGAUUGAUAUUGCGGCAUCGGAUCAUCUGGUCUUUCUUCAUGUAUAACAAGGUAUGCAAGACCAGCUAUUGCUACAGACUCGUGCUGUCUAUGAGGACUGUCGCUCCAAGUGCCAGAGGCAGAGCCAGGCCCGACGACCCAGAAUGCCAUUGGUCAUGCCCAACACAAAACACAAGGCAAGACGGAGGUUUGGGUUUUCAGGAGCAAUCCUAUUUUCAAGCCGGUUAGAAAGUUGGGCGUCGGCCCAUAGUGCGAAUACAGUUGCGGUGAGCUGGGUGGCCGGGGUCUAGUCUAGGGCCCCUCUAGUGUAGGUAGGGCGGGUGUCGGGCAGCGAGAUCGGAACGGAGCGAGGCUUGUGCGAUCGAAAUGAGACGAGGCGUUAAAUGAAGAAGGACGAGGAAAGGGGAAAGAACUAGAGAAGAACAAAAGAGAUGUAUCAAAUAGCCGCCAUCGCUGUUGUUUGGAAUGCAAGAUAAACGUCAGUUGGGAAAAAGCCUCUGAUCCAUUCGUCUGCGUUCUUAGAGCUACUGCUGCACUCAACUCUAUUUGCAGGUUUAAUUCUUUGGUGUUGAAAGGGAAUGACUGGGGUAUAGAGGCCGAACUGGAAGAAAAUGAAAUAAACUAAGGGGAAUCAAUUGACCCAAACGAGAUGCGCAAGUAUGGUUAUGUGGAUGGAGGAGAGGGGAACAACCUGGACGUGUGGGUUCGGUAUCUGUAGAUCUAGGCUUUGGGGCGGGGAGGGGUCCCGCGUUUUAGCGCAGGUUAGUGCCUUCUUGUCUUGUGUGCACAGGCCAGGUAACCCUGGUAGG